AUGCCGCGGACCCGAGGGGACAACGGGACCCCCAAGGGCACCGGCAAGGACGGGGACGGAGCCGGCCCCCCCCGGCCCCCCGAGGACGGCGGCAGCCGCAGCCCCGGGGCCCACGGGCACCGGAGCGGGCGGAAGGGAACCGGGGACCCCCAUGGGGCUGCGGCCAAAACCUAUUCACCAUUCCUGAACACCGUGUUCGGCAAGGAACGGGAGCUGUCACCGGAGGAGCUGGAUGAGCUGCUGGAUGCCUUCAAGGAGUUCGACACGGACCAGGACGGCUUCAUCAGCUACAAGGACCUGGGCGCCUGCAUGCGCACACUGGGGUACAUGCCCACUGAGAUGGAGCUCAUUGAGAUCUCCCAGCACAUCAAGAUGAGGAUGGGAGGGAGAGUGGACUUCGAGGACUUCGUGCAGAUGAUGGGCCCGAAGCUGCGGGAGGAGACGGCUCAUAUGGUGGGGCUGAGGGAGCUCCGGAUCGCAUUCCGGGAGUUCGAUGCCAAUGGGGACGGGGAGAUCAGCAGUGGGGAGAUGCGCGCGGCCAUCGCGGCACUGCUGGGGGAGCAGCUCAAGGCACAGGAGGUGGAUGAGAUCCUGCAGGACGUGGACCUCAAUGGGGACGGGCGCGUGGACUUCGAUGAGUUCGUGAUGAUGCUGUCGUCCCGGUGA
Molecule: messenger RNA, 666 nt
Organism: Melopsittacus undulatus (budgerigar)
Lineage: Eukaryota; Metazoa; Chordata; Aves; Psittaciformes; Psittaculidae
Gene: CABP4
Product: calcium binding protein 4
Exons: 6
Coding region: 1-666 (221 amino acids)
Biological process (GO): regulation of voltage-gated calcium channel activity; visual perception
Cellular component (GO): cytoplasm
Molecular function (GO): calcium ion binding; calcium channel regulator activity
Source: RefSeq, a predicted model, not a curated record